AUGGCUCCGCCGACGGAGGCUUCCGUCACGUCUGAUGCGCCUAUCAUCGACAAGUACAAGCAUGCAGACGACUUGGUUGAGAUUGAAGUGCAGUUUAGCAACAAAAGGCGACAGAAGGUGUUAAUCUCUCGGAAGGCGCUUUCCGCGGAGAACAAGCUUGGUGAAGCAUCCAAGGUUGACAGCACUAUCAAAGAUGAGUCGCUGGCUCGUCCGAGCCCAAGAACAAGAUCGCAGAGAGAUAGCAAGAUCGUUGACAGCACUUGCGAUGAAAAGGCUGUUCAGCAGUCGAAGACAGCUACCCAGAAGGAGGAAGUGAAGCGCGCUGAGACCUUGCAUGUAUCCACCGAGAAGAAGUCGAACUCCAGCGCCGCUAAGUCUGCUGUAACGCGCUCGUCCAAGAAGGCUGCCGCACCUAAGUCCAUCGCCAACAAGCCUACUGUGACAUCACAAGAGGUCACUACCAAGCUCUCCGAAGACGCCUCCCGCGGCUCAAUGACUUCCACAUUUUCCAAGGAGACCGCUACGGCCAAGGACAAGGUGGCUCCUUUUACACAGAAGACUGUCGUGCCUACCAGCCGUGUCCCCACCACCACACAGGCUCCAAGUCCACUUGCUGCUCGCAAGACUCCAAAGGACACCAACGUGCCAGCGCCUACCAAGCCUACCAAGUCACAUGCGGCAACAUCAAUGACCGAGUCGCCAACAUCCAAGUGUAAUGCCAACGGCAACUGUAUUGAUAAGGGCAAUUUCGUUCGUCCGGAUACACCUCGUAAGCUAGCAGAGCCGGUCCUGACUCGUAAACCUUACAACGAGGCUGCCAAGUCCUCAGUUCGUAACGCACCAGCUGCUACACCGACGGCUGAUAUUGAUGGGCGCGCAACUUUGCAAGACAAGGCCAACAAGCGCAAGUCCGCACCUUGGUUUCAAUCAAAACCAUCUGCUGAUACUAGCACGCCUUCGCAACCCGCCAAACCACUCGAGCCGACUUCCAAGCGCCAGCGUGCCACUGAGGACACUCAUCCUACCGAGCGCCCUACCAAGAAGCUUGCGACGAAGCAGACUGCUAUUGAGGACAUCAACCACGUCGACUCUAAGCCCGCCGUCGAGUCCAACGCAGACGCUCUUGUUGAUGCUAUAUCAUCACCAGAGCUCGUCCAUGACCAACUCGCCAUUGACGGGACCUUCCAGGGAGUCGCAGCAGGCAAGCAAUGCACCUAG
This is a messenger RNA of Macroventuria anomochaeta, 1218 nucleotides long. RefSeq lists its product as uncharacterized. The record is from RefSeq and is a predicted model, not a curated record. NCBI's taxonomy places the organism in Eukaryota, Fungi, Ascomycota, Dothideomycetes, Pleosporales, Didymellaceae. The transcript is spliced from 6 exons. Bases 1 to 1218 code for a protein of 405 amino acids.